Molecule: messenger RNA, 432 nt
Organism: Pollicipes pollicipes
Lineage: Eukaryota; Metazoa; Arthropoda; Thecostraca; Pollicipedomorpha; Pollicipedidae
Exons: 3
Coding region: 110-409 (99 amino acids)
Biological process (GO): sleep; positive regulation of voltage-gated potassium channel activity; regulation of synaptic transmission, cholinergic
Source: RefSeq, a predicted model, not a curated record
GCUGCUGUUGUCUGUAUCGCUUUCAUUCGCCCGGGGUGAGAUCAACUGCUACAAGUGCUCGUCCCGAAACGGUACGAACCCGGCCUGCCACGACCCAUUCUCCCCGGCCAUGUCCACGUACGUGCGCGCCUGCAAGGUGCCGAAGCAGAAGCACGUGGGCGAGUUCCCAGCCAACUUCUGCGUAAAGCUGACCGGCACGUCAACGCGGACCGGGGAGGUCCUCGUCAUUCGCAACUGCGUGCUGAAGAACAUGGAGUCGCAGUGUGGGGCUUUCAAGUUCGCCAACGAGACUCUCCAUGGCUGUGUGCUGACCUGCAACUACGAUGGCUGCAACGGCGCCACCUCACGGACCGUUUGCGCACUUACGCUUCUGCUUACGCUCGCCGCAGCGCUCUGGGGCGUCGGGUGAAGUCCGGAUAAUCUGACCGUGUG